Molecule: messenger RNA, 1534 nt
Organism: Linum trigynum
Lineage: Eukaryota; Viridiplantae; Streptophyta; Magnoliopsida; Malpighiales; Linaceae
Source: the annotation of a GenBank genome assembly
CUCUAACUCCUGGACUUAAAGAUUGAGAAACGCAGCAAAGAUCGAUUAGAAGCACAACAAUCACAAAGCGAAUAACAACCAAAAACUAAUCCACACGCAAGGAAUAGGGCCAGGUAUACGAAUGACUAUUUGGCUAGAGUGAUGAGCUAGCAGAAAACGUCGGGUUCUUCUUGCUGAAUUGAUUCCACGAUCAAGAGAGAAGAAGAAGAGAAGUUGGUGUUUGAACAACCAAUUCUAGGGUUUGUAUUUUUGAAUAAAAUUGUUGAUUUUUGUUAAACCCAUAGGUCUUACAUCCUCUAUUUAUAGAGGUCACAAAAACCCAAAAUAAACCUUCUAAACAUAGAUAAACAAGCCUCAAACUAACUAGGUAACUUAAUACUACUUUAACAAAUAAAUAAACUAUUGAAUAAACAAAUAAACUCCAAAUACGCAGCACUGUAGAAGCCGGCGCACGUCCGCCUUUCUAAAUCACUUGUGGAAUAACUUGUUCGCUUUCUUUAUCUCAUAGGGGGUUAGCACCAUACUAACCUCAAUCCACACUGUCCAACUAUACUUCUAAUCCAAUGGAUCAGAAACACUAAGGGUAAAUUAGGGAUUGGCAGCAUUAAUUAUUAAUUUCUAUUUUUAAUUAAAUCUCUUUAUUUUAGUGGGCGGAUUUUAUGAGAUUUGGAAUGGUUAAGAGUUUCGAUUGUUUGAAGAGGGGUUUAGGGUGUAGUGUCUCCAUUUUGAUCCGAUUCGUGGAUAGCAACGACGAGGGUGGUGGAGAUAAAAAUCGAAGGGGAAGACCAUGUAGCGCCAGAGGUGUCGCCGGCAACGGCGGAGAAGGUCUUUGGUUCAUGGCGAAUGAAUAUGAGGCAGUUUCUGUGUUGACUGGAGCACUGGAAAUGGACGGGGCGGAACCGGUGCUGGACUUAGCCAUCAUGUCGGUGGAAGUUGGACAACCAAGAGAGGAGAUCAGUGACGGUACUCCGUGAUUUUUCUUUUGUUCUUCCGUUAUAUAUUCCGCGCCACCAUAUAUAUGGGUAGCGCCGGGCAUGUAGUUUCUUAGAUGGAAAAGUAGUACUGUGGUAGUCAUAAUAGUGGGAGUGUUUUUGCGUGGAAGUCUUUGUAGUGAUUUUACUGUUCGUCGGUGUGGUUUGUCCAUAGAGUAGUAGUGGUGCAUAUGUAGGGUUUGUACAGGUGGAUUGGUGUGUACGGGUGGUAGUGUUUAUGUUGAAUAUUGAACAUGGAGUAUGUAGUGUUUUCAAUAUUGAAUGGGUUAAUUGAAUGGUUGGUCACUGAGAUUAGAAAAAUGUUCAUGUUUUGUCACUUGAAAUAUUUAAAUCCAUUGGUGGUUGACUCGCUUCUACCGUCACUCUCGAAAAUGGCCAAGUGUAACCACCUCCUAAAGCGUAGUAUAGCGGGUUUGGGUUUUAAUGUCAACCCGGGUCCUAGAUGUGAUGACUACUCCGUGGGUUCUUAUUAUUUAGCAGUGAAACUUUAGUGAAGGUCCAAACAAGCAAACAAGCAAAGCAAGUAAAAAGGUUGUUUUCAA